UUAUUUUCCUCCACCAAUUCUUCUGUGAAAAAGUCUAUCCCUGCAAGGCCAAGAAAAAACUUUGCAGAUUUCUUCAACUUUCACAGAAUAAAGUAAACCUCUCUCAGUCUUCACUCCGAACCCAAUUUUCUGAUCAGGACUGUCCCUUUGGUUGCUUCAUUUCAUUUCUCAAAUUUCCUUCUCUCCCCCGAGUGAAUCAUGUCAGUAAUUGGAGAGGCUGCUCUAUCAGCUUUCUUUGAGGUGCUGUUUGACAAGUUAAGCUCCUCUGAUUUGUUGAAGAUCUUUCAGCAAGAGCAAGUUCAUGCUGACCUCAAGAAGUGGAAGACAACGUUGCCGAAAAUCCGUGCAGUUCUGGAUGAUGCAGAGGAUAAGCAGAUGACAAGCAAGUUCGUGAAGAGCUGGCUGGAUGACCUUGAAGACUUGGCUUAUGAUGUGGACGACAUCCUGGACGAGUUUGCUACUGAAGCUUUGCGACGUAAGUUGAAUGCAGAAGAUCCCAGCACAAGUAAGGUACGAAAGUUCAUCCCUGCUUGUUGUGUGGGUUUGAAUCCAAGUUCUAUCAUGUUUGAUGCCAAUAUGCGGUCCAAGAUUAAAGAAAUCAAUUCAAGGUUGCAAGAAAUUGUGACGCAGAAGAAUGAUCUGGAAUUGAGGGAAAAUACAGGCCUGGGAAGGACUGGAGCAACAAGACCAAGGGUGCCCACGACUUCUUUGGUGAAUGAAGGUCAUACUCAUGGCAGAGAAGAAGAUAAAAAGGCUAUUGUCAAGUUGUUGUUGAGUGGUGAAUCGAGUAAUGCUCAACUUUCUGUGAUUCCCAUACUUGGUAUGGGGGGAUUGGGUAAAACAACUCUUGCCCAACUAGUUUACAAUGAUGAUGAGGUGAGCAAUUAUUUUGAUGUGAAAGCAUGGGGUUGUGUUUCGGAAGAUUUUGAUAUUGUAAAGGUGACAAGAGAAAUUCUACAAUCUGUCACUUUUGAAUCCUGCAACGAUAAUAAUUUAGAUUUACUACAACGCAAAUUGAAGGACAAAUUAUCAAACCAAAAGUUCUUGCUCGUUUUGGAUGAUGUAUGGAAUGAAAACUAUAAUGAUUGGACUAGACUACGUUGUCCGUUUGAAUUUGGGGCUCCAGGGAGUAAGAUUAUCAUCACAACUCGGAAUGAUCGUGUUUCAUCAAUAAUGGGCACUACUCAAGCUUACAAGUUGAACAAGUUGUCAGAUGAUGCUUGCUUGAUUGUAUUUAUCCAAAACACAUUGGGGACAACAGAUUUUAGUGCAAAUCCAGAACUUCAAGAAUUUGGUCCAAAAAUUUUGGAAAGGUGUCAAGGAUUGCCUUUGGCAGCAAAAGCUCUUGGAGGCCUAUUACGUACUAUACAUUGUGAUGAGUGGAAAAAUGUGCUCAAUAACAAGAUAUGGGAUAUGUCAGAAGAAAAUAGUGAUGUUCUACCAACCCUUAGAUUGAGCUAUCUAUAUCUCCCUUCACAUUUAAAGAGAUGUUUUGCCUAUUGUUCACUAUUCCCAAAAGAUUAUGAAUUUGAGGAACAAGAACUAGUCUUGUUAUGGAUGGCGGAAGGUUUGGUUCAAGAAUCAGAAAAGAAUAAGCCGAUGGAAGAUCUUGGUGUUGAGUAUUUUCGUGAUUUAUAUAAGCGAUCACUUUUUCAACAAUCAAGUAGGAAUAAAUCACUCUUUGUCAUGCACGACUUAAUCAAUGAUUUAGCUCAAUGGGCAGCGGGACAGUUGUGCUAUUGGUUGGAAGAUAAAUCAGGUGGCAAGAUUUCUACAAAGGUACGUCAUUUCUCCUACGCUCAUUGUGAAUAUGAUGGCAUCACAAAAUUUAAAGGCUUGACAAAAGAUAUGCAUUUGCGGACCUUCCUACCGCUACCAACAAAUGACAGGAGCUGGUUAACAAAUUAUGUUUUUAGUUGUCUAUUGCCACAGUUUAGAUGUUUAAGGGUAUUAUCUUUUUAUGGAUAUCAAAUUUUUGAGUUACCAAGUUCAAUCGGUGAUUUGAAACAUCUAAGAUACCUCAACCUUUCUAAAACUUUAAUUAGAAGUUUGCCAGAAUCAACAAGUUCUUUAUACAAUUUGCAAACAUUGAUAUUGAAAUAUUGUGGCUGUCUCACAAAGUUACUGGAGAAAAUUGGGAAUCUAAUCAAUCUUCGGCAUCUUGAUUUUGAAGGGGCCUCUUUAAUCAAAGAGAUGCCAAUGGGAAUAAAAGAAUUAAAAAAUCUACAAACAUUGUCUAAUUUUGUUGUGGGGAAAGAUACUGCAUCAAAGAUAGGGGACUUGAUGAACUUGGAGUCUCUUAAGGGAACUCUUUGCAUUUCACACUUGGAGAACGUGCUUGAUGUCGAGGAUGCAAGAAGGGCCAACUUACUUGGUAAGAAGAAUUUAAAUGUAUUAGUGAUGAAAUGGGAGUCCGAGCUUGAUCAAAGAGCCAGUCUAGAUAUUCUUGACAUGCUACAACCUUCAACAACGGUGAAAAAAAUUUCAAUUGAUGGCUAUGUUGGUGCAAAAUUCCCAACUUGGUUUGGACAUCCAUCAUUUUCUAAUAUGGUGCUCCUAAGGAUUGAGAGGUGCAAAAAAUGUACAUCUUUACCUGCAAUUGGACAAUUACCAUUGUUGAGAGACCUUGUCCUUGUAGGAUUGUCUGCAGUGCAAACCGUUGGUCUUGAGUUUUAUGGGAAAGAUUGCCCAAAACCUUUUCCAUGCUUAGAGUCACUUUGCUUUAAGGAUAUGCAAGAAUGGAAAGAUUGGAUUCCAUGCAAAGUUGAAUUUGAAGAAUUCCCUCGGUUGCGUGAGCUUUCUAUUUCUAAAUGCCCUAAAUUGCAAGGAAAAUUGCCUCACCAUGUUCCAUUAUUGGAAAAAAUUUCUAUUAAUGGAUGUGAGCAAUUGUACGUUUCAAUUCCAAACUUCCCAAAGCUUCAUGCAUUAGAAAUUAAGGGAUGUAAAGGGGUGGUGAGUAGAAGUACAGAUGAGUUAUGCUUUCCAAAGUCAACUAUUCUUUCUAUUCCAUAUGUGAAAAGCUUGACGGAGGAGUUCAUGCAUGGGUUAACUAAGGUAGAAAAUCUAGAGAUAGAUAAUUGGAAGGAGCUAACAUCUUUGUGGCAGGAUGAAUUCAAAUCCCUUAUAACGCUGGAUAUAAGAGAUUGCUCAAGCCUUGUCAACAUCAGCUUGACAUCUACUUUAAGGACACUAAAUAUUAAUGGUUGUAGUGGUUUGAAAUCCUUGUCAAUCUCUAAUUGUACAUGUUUGGAAAAGGCACGCAUUGAGAGAUGUAAUUCUUUGACGUUGAUUUCAAGAGGUCAGUUGCCUCAAAAUUUGAAAACGCUAGAUAUUUGUGAAUGUGAGAAUUUGCAAUUUUUGGCAAACGAGGGAGAGGCUUCUUCUAAUUCUUCUUCUCUUCUUGAGAACUUGUAUAUUUGGCACUGUCCAUCUCUAAAAUGCUUAUCAUCAAGUGGCGACCUACCUACCACGCUUAAACGCCUUCAGAUUUGGUCAUGCAUAGAGCUCACAUCCUUAUCAUCAAAAAACGAGUUACCUACAGCUCUUAAAUACCUUUCUGUAUGGGACUGUCCAAAGAUGGAGUCAAUAGCGAACAACUUACCCAACAAUGCGUCUCUUGAAUAUCUUGAAAUCAGAAGUUGUGCAAAGUUGAAAUCCUUACCGGAUGGAGGGUUACUCCCUACCAGCUUGAGAGAGCUUUCGAUCCACUACUGUGAGAAACUGGAGGCCUGGCCCAACUGCACGCUGAACCUCAAUUCUCUUCAUAUCAUUGAUUGUCCAAGCGUCAUAUACUUUCCAGAAGAGGGUUACCCCACCAGUCUAACAUCACUCUCAUUUCGCGGGGAGAAUAUCUGUAAGCAAGUAACUGUGUGGGGAUUGCACAGACUAACAUCUCUUACAUCACUCUGUAUUUAUGGUGGAAUUCCAGAUUGGCAGUCGUUUCCAGAUGAGCAAGAUGGGAAGCUGACGAUGACGCUUCCUUCCUCUCUUACCCAGCUAACGAUUUGGAGCAUUCCAAAUAUUGUAAUUCUAUCUUCUUUGGGCUUUCAAAAUCUCUCUGCUCUUGAACAAUUGUACAUCGGAAAUUGCCCUAAACUCGCAUCCCUCCCAGAGAAGGGCCUACCUCCCUCGCUUCUGCUUCUUUAUAUUAACGAGUGUCGAUUGCUGAAACAACACUGCAAGAAAUGCGGGCAAGAGUGGUCCAAGAUAGCCAACGUCCCUUGCAUUCUGAUUGAUGAUAGGUCUGUCUAUGAGGUGGAGGAGGAGCAGCAAUAAAAAAAUUGUAAAAGAAAGAGCAAUAUUUACUCAUAAUAGUUACUCCUUCCUUCCAGUGUUGCAGCAGAGACUAGCUUCUGAACCGCUAAACGUUAUAUUGGAAUUUCAAAACAUGGAGGUUAUCAGUAAAUGUGCAGAGAAUGGCAGGAUGCCCUUUUAGUACUAUGCUUGUGCAGAAUGUCGUUUUAAACAUUUGUCGUGCCUUGCAUAGAUUGAUCAAAGCAUUGUCACCUAUGCUGCAAAUGGCAGAGACUAGCUUUGGAAUUGACAAACCUUCUAUUGGAAUUUCAAAACGUGGAGGCUACAUAUUGUGUUCUGCGACAUGAUGAUCAGCAGAUGUGCACAAAAUGUCAUUUCAAAACAAAUAUUGUGCCUUGCAUAGAUUGAUCAAAGCAUUGUCACCUGCGCUGCAGAUGGCAGAAAUAUGUCCUAAAGUGCUCCCCUGGGAGGUCAUUUUACGGUACUAGUUGGCUCCUAUUUGGAUGGAGAGAUGCUCUUUGGAUACUGAUCUUUCUUAUUCUAUUAUUGUUG
Quercus lobata is the source of this 4806-nucleotide messenger RNA. Its product is annotated as putative disease resistance RPP13-like protein 1. Lineage: Eukaryota; Viridiplantae; Streptophyta; Magnoliopsida; Fagales; Fagaceae. The transcript has 6 exons. Gene Ontology annotation, molecular function: ADP binding. The record is from RefSeq and is a predicted model, not a curated record. Bases 199 to 4275 code for a protein of 1358 amino acids.